AUGGAUACCCAAACCAUUCUUAAUGUUAGUCGUGGCCAAAGUGAAUCCAAUUCUGGAGAAGACCCUAACCAAAAUAACCAAAAUGGUUUUAGAUGUUUAAUUUGCAACCUUGUUUUCCUUUCCUUUCAAGCACUCAUAGCCCAUGCUCUGUCUCAUUUUCCUCUGGAUGACCCUGCUAUAAGAGAAAUUAUUCCAAAUCUGAUGGAGUCAGAUUUUGGCAGAUUAAUGAUGACGCAAGAAACAUGUGUCUUUUAUAACAAUAUGGUUUUCCAGGCACCAUCAGAUCAACCUAUGGUGAUGCAGGAAACUCAAAUUCAUGUUAUGAACAGGGUUUUGGAGGCACAAGCAGAAGAACCUAUGGUGAUGUCUGAACCUAGAGCAAACUCAUUUCCCUGUGUUACCCAAGAGACUGUUGCUGCUUCGCAAUCACUCCAAGGUCCACCCCAUUCUAUGCUAUCUGUAAGUGCUGAUGUUAUUGAAGUGGCACAAUUACUUUUUUCAUUAAUCCACCAAACGGAGAUGGAGGUUAGUCCAAUUGAUGGAACUAGGCCAUAUAUCAAUCUACUGGAUAAACCCAUCAAUGACCAAGGUUUCAAUCAGGUUAUCAUCAAUGAUGAUGAUGCACUGGAUCUUGCAUUAAAGCUCUAA
This is a messenger RNA of Sphenostylis stenocarpa, 648 nucleotides long. Lineage: Eukaryota; Viridiplantae; Streptophyta; Magnoliopsida; Fabales; Fabaceae. The record is from the annotation of a GenBank genome assembly.